AUGGGCUGCACGUCAACGGCCCACAGCCAUCGCUUUGCUCAGUCCGCUUGGCAGUUGGCCUUGCGAUUCGGCAAACGAACUACCAUACAUGGCCUGGAUAGGCUCCUCAGUGCCCGGGCAAGUAAGUGGGAGCGCUUUGUCUGGCUGUGCACCUUUGUAAGUGCGUUCUUGGGAGCGGUUUACGUGUGCCUGAUACUCUCGGCCCGCUACAACGCCGCCCACUUUCAGACGGUGGUAGACAGCACUCGGUACCCGGUGUACCGCAUACCUUUUCCGGUGAUUACGAUCUGCAACCGCAACCGCCUCAACUGGCAGCGCUUGGCUCAGGCAAAGUCAAGAUUCAUGUCAAACAUCAGCGACUCUGCCCAACUGUCCCUCUUCGAGCACAUCGUGGGCAGCUACGACGAUGCCUAUUUUGGCCACUUCCAGUCCUUCGAACGGUUGCGCAACCAGCCGACAGAGCUGCUGAACUACAUCAAUUUUAGUCAGGUGGUGGACUUUAUGACCUGGCGCUGCGAUGAAUUGCUCUCAGACUGCCAGUGGCGGCACUACGCCUACAACUGUUGCGACAUCUUCUCGAAGCGGCGCAGCAAGAACGGACUGUGCUGGGCAUUCAACUCCCUAGAAACCGACGAAGGCAGGAGGAUGCAGCUACUCGAUCCCAUGUGGCCUUGGCGCACAGGAUCGGCAGGUCCCAUGAGCGCUCUCUCCGUAAGGGUCCUUAUCCAGCCCUCUAAGCACUGGCCGGGAAACAACAAAAAGGCUGAAUUAAAGGGCAUCGACGUUAUGGUAACCGAACCCUUCGUGUGGCACAACAAUCCAUUUUACAUUCCCUCGAACACGGAAACUACCCUAGAGAUUGAACCGAUCAUCUACUUCUAUGAUAAUGACACGCGAGGUGUUCGCUCCGACCAGCGACAGUGUGUGUUCGAUGAUGAGCACAACAGUAGGGAUUUCAAGUCCCUGCAAGGCUACGUAUACAUGAUUGAGAAUUGCCUUUCGGAGUGCCACCAGGAGUACUUGGUGCGCUACUGUAAUUGCACAAUGGACUUACUUUUUCCACCGGGCCAAUAUCGGUCGUGCCGGGCGCAGGAUUUGCUCUGCUUGGCGGAGCACAAUGACCUGCUUCUUUACUCGCACCAGCCUGGCGAGAAGGACUUUGUGCGCAACAACUUCGAGGGCAUGUCCUGUAAAUGCUUUCGCAACUGCUACUCGCUUAACUACAUCAGCGAUGUCCGCCCCGCAUUUCUGCCGCCGGACGUUUAUGCUAAUUCCUCAUAUGUGGAUUUGGAUGUUCAUUACCGCUUUGAGACCAUCAUGGUCUAUCGCACAAGCCUUGUCUUUGGCUGGGUAGACUUAAUGGUUAGCUUUGGUGGAAUUGCCGGCUUGUUUCUGGGAUGCUCCUUAAUAAGUGGCAUGGAGCUGGCGUACUUUUUGUGUAUUGAGGUGCCGGCCUUUGGAGUGGAUGGGCUGCAUCGAUACUGGAGGACCCGUCAACAGAUGGAUACGGAAAUGACCACUCCAACGUUAAAUUUCCAGCAAAACACACCCAGUCGGCUAAUGGAGAACUACAUUAUGCAACUAAAGUCGGAGCAGGCGCAACAAGAGAAGCUUAAACAGAAGUCAAGCUUUUACAACUGGCAACGAAAUACAUUUGCUCAAAAAAAUGUUAUUAGAAAGUAAAAAACGAAUUCA
Molecule: messenger RNA, 1695 nt
Organism: Drosophila rhopaloa
Lineage: Eukaryota; Metazoa; Arthropoda; Insecta; Diptera; Drosophilidae
Product: pickpocket protein 19
Exons: 6
Coding region: 1-1683 (560 amino acids)
Biological process (GO): sodium ion transmembrane transport
Cellular component (GO): membrane
Molecular function (GO): ligand-gated sodium channel activity
Source: RefSeq, a predicted model, not a curated record